UGGAUAAAAUUCAGCUGUGGAUCAGUGUUUUAUACACAACGAACCAACUGACAGACAGAAGACCACUGUGAGGUCUGCAUCUGUUCUCAGUCUGCUUGUACAACACAGGAGGAAGGAACAGAGUGAGCAAAGAAGAUAAUGUAAAGAGCAACUUGCUCCAGUUAUACAUGAACAGUUCAGGAUGGACAUAAAGCAGUUUUGUGUGAAGCUGUCGGUCCAGCCGGCCAGAGGACUCAUGGAUGAGAAGUUCACCGUCUUGAUCCAGAAUGCCCCGUCUGGUUUCCAGCUGACCGUCCAUGCCCUCCAUCAUUGUGAAGAUGGACACACCUGGGAGGCGUUCGCUCACUACACUACCAACGCCACCGGGACUGUGAACGUUUCAGAGGACCCCAGUCUGGGUGGGACAUAUUCUGGGGUUGAACCAAUGGGUCUACUGUGGAGCCUUGGACCAGUUCCAGGCAGCAAACCUGGGUUCAGGCUGAGGAAGGUUAAUGUCCAGACUCCCAUGGAGGUCACGAUCUCGGUGUACCAGGGUCACCAGACUGAGGGCUUUGUGGAUCAGGUGCCUCUGGCCAGUGUGGUGGUAGAGCGCUGGUACAUGGCUCCCGGCGUCUGCAGGAUCCCGAUCACAGAGGGCGGACUCACUGCGACCCUCUUCCUGCCCUCAGGAUCAGGACCUUUCCCCGGCCUUCUGGACCUGUGGGGGGGUGGAGGGUAUUUGUUGGAGUACCGUGCAGCGCUGCUGGCCUCCCAUGGCAUCGCCUCCCUGACCCUCGACUACCUAACCCCUAAAAUCACCAUAGAAACCGGGAAGAUGGUGGACAACCAGUACUUUGAGACGGCCUAUAGAGUCCUGGAGCAGCAUCCUCAGGUCCUCGGCAGCAGGAUCGCCAUGUUGGGUCUCUCCCUCGGAUCCAGUGUCACCCUCAAAUUGGCUGCUUACUCCCAAGUUAUAAAGCUCAGGUGUGCGGUGUGUAUUAGUGGGAGUCAUGUGCAGCCGACAGACGGAACUCUGGAACAAAUGUUUAAUUUCUUUCAUGAGAACGCUGGGAAGACUCGCAUCACUGAGGAGAACCAGGUGAUCUGGCGAGAUCUUCUGCUGCCUAUUCCCACCGACCCCGCACUCAAAGUGGACGUGGGACGACUCCAGUGUCCUCUGUUGCUGGUUGUAGGUGAGGACGAUCAGAACUGGCCUGCCUACGAGUCUGCACAGGACAUCAGGGAGAUGAUGGAGCGGGCGGGGAAUAGCCACCUGCUGACUGUCUUGUCGUACCCGAACGCCGGCCACUUGAUUGAACCUCCGUACACCCCGCACGCCCGAGCCAGCACCUUCAAAACAGUCGACACACAUCAGACAUUUAUGGCUCUGUGGGGAGGAGAGACAGCGGCACAUUCUCGUGCUCAGGAAGACGCCUGGAGGAAGACGCUGGUCUUUCUGAGGGAGAAUCUGUAUGGCGGCACAAACCCUGGUGCAGCUUCAUUUUUCCACCUGUAACCAAGGCGACGGCUAAUGAUUAUAUACUUGGAUGGACAUAUUCACACAUACUGUGAAUACACGUAUGCAUACAAAUGUAACUAUUUGAAUAAGGUUAUAAAAAAGAAAAUGAAAACUA
Molecule: messenger RNA, 1613 nt
Organism: Siniperca chuatsi (mandarin fish)
Lineage: Eukaryota; Metazoa; Chordata; Actinopteri; Centrarchiformes; Sinipercidae
Product: peroxisomal succinyl-coenzyme A thioesterase-like
Exons: 12
Coding region: 182-1495 (437 amino acids)
Biological process (GO): acyl-CoA metabolic process; fatty acid metabolic process
Molecular function (GO): fatty acyl-CoA hydrolase activity
Source: RefSeq, a predicted model, not a curated record